Molecule: messenger RNA, 1931 nt
Organism: Odobenus rosmarus divergens (Pacific walrus)
Lineage: Eukaryota; Metazoa; Chordata; Mammalia; Carnivora; Odobenidae
Gene: COG8
Product: component of oligomeric golgi complex 8
Exons: 5
Coding region: 55-1923 (622 amino acids)
Biological process (GO): intra-Golgi vesicle-mediated transport
Cellular component (GO): COG complex
Source: RefSeq, a predicted model, not a curated record
UUCUGAGCCAGCGCCCUCGCUGGGCCGGAGGGGAAGUGACGCUGCUGCCGGAAUAUGGCGGCGACGGCGGCAAUCGCUUCGUCAACCACGGCCUCUGCCACGGCGACGGUCACUGCAGCGGCUCUCGGGGAAGUGGAGGAUGAAGGGCUCCUGGCAUCGCUGUUCCGAGACCGCUUCCCCGAGGCCCAGUGGCGGGAGCGGCCCGACGUGGGCCGCUACCUCCGGGAGUUGAGCGGCUCCGGGCUGGAGAGGCUGAGGCGCGAGCCCGAGCGCUUGGCGGAAGAGCGAGCGCAGCUGCUGCAGCAGACGCGCGACUUGGCCUUUGCCAACUACAAGACCUUCAUCCGAGGCGCCGAGUGCACCGAGCGCAUCCACCGCCUCUUUGGCGACGUGGAGGCGUCGCUGGGCCGCCUGCUCGACCGCUUGCCCAGCUUCCAGCAGAGCUGCAGAAACUUUGUCAAAGAGGCUGAGGAGAUCAGCUCCAACCGCCGGAUGAACACCCUGACUCUAAACCGGCACACAGAAAUCCUGGAAAUCCUGGAGAUUCCUCAGCUAAUGGACACCUGUGUCCGGAACAGCUAUUAUGAAGAGGCCCUGGAGCUUGCAGCCUACGUACACCGACUGGAAAGGAAAUACUCCUCCAUCCCUGUCAUCCAGGGCAUUGUGAAUGAAGUGCGCCAGUCCAUGCAGCUGAUGCUGAGCCAGCUGAUCCAGCAGCUAAGAACCAACAUCCAGCUCCCUGCCUGCCUCCGUGUCAUUGGUUUCCUGCGGUGCAUGGAUGUCUUCACUGAGGCUGAGUUGAGGGUGAAGUUUCUUCAGGCCCGCGAUGCUUGGCUCCGUUCCAUCCUGACUGCCAUCCCCAAUGAUGAUCCCUAUUUCCACAUCACAAAAACCAUUGAGGCCUGCCGUGUCCAUCUGUUCGAUAUCAUCACCCAGUACCGUGCCAUAUUCUCCGAUGAGGACCCUUUGUUGCCCCCUGCCAUGGGUGAGCACACUAUGAAUGAGAGUGCCAUCUUCUAUGGCUGGGUGCUACAGAGAGUCUCACAGUUCCUGCAGGUGCUGGAGACCGACCUUCACCGGGGAAUUGGUGGUCGUCUAGACUCUUUGCUGGGUCAGUGCAUGUACUUUGGGCUGUCCUUCAGCCGGGUGGGGGUUGAUUUCCGGGGCCAGUUGGCUCCUGUUUUCCAGCGGGUGGCCAUCAGCACUUUCCAGAAAGCAAUUCAGGAAGCAGUGGAGAAGUUCCAGGAUGAAAUGAAUUCCUACACCCUCAUCUCAGCUCCAGCCAUCCUGGGCAGCAGUAAUCUGCCUGCUGCUGUGCCAGUCACUCAGCCGGGGACGCUGCAGCCACCCAUGGUGCUCUUAGAUUUUCCACCCCUCGCCUGCUUCCUCAACAAUAUUCUGGUCGCCUUCAAUGAUCUGCGCCUCUGCUGCCCUGUGGCCCUGGCACAGGGUGUUACUAGGGCCCUGGAGGACGCCCUUGCCAAGGUAACCAAAACAAUCCUGGCCUUCCAUCGCGCAGAAGAGGCUGCUUUCAGCAGUGGGGAGCAAGAGCUCUUUGUCCAGUUCUGCACUGUCUUCCUGGAAGACCUUGUUCCUUAUUUAAAUCGCUGUCUCCAAGUCCUUUUUCCACCAGCUCAGAUAGCACAGACCUUAGGCAUUCCACCCACUCAGCUCUCCAAGUACGGAAACCUUGGGCAUGUGAACAUCGGCCUCGUCCAGGAGCCUCUUGCCUUCCUCCUGCCGAAGAGAGAGCUGGUCCUCUGUCUAGAUGAAAAGGAGCUGGUGCCGGAACUCGCAGCUCCAGCACCCGCCGCCGAGGAGUCAGGCUUGGAGUCCGUCGCUGCAGCUCGCCCUGAGGAUGCGCAGGAGCAGGCGGACUCAGCCGAGGCGCCGCAAGCUGAGGCGCCCGGUGCGGACCCCUAGCCGGCGCC